Molecule: messenger RNA, 369 nt
Organism: Juglans regia (Persian walnut)
Lineage: Eukaryota; Viridiplantae; Streptophyta; Magnoliopsida; Fagales; Juglandaceae
Product: WW domain-containing protein C660.06-like
Exons: 1
Coding region: 1-369 (122 amino acids)
Source: RefSeq, a predicted model, not a curated record
AUGGAGAAGACAACUACUAAGGCAUCGUUCUUUCUCGUUUUGAUCUUUCUUAUAGCAUUUCUCAGUACUAUAGGUAGUACUGAAGGAUCAAGGAAUGUGCCAAAGAAAGAUCAUGAUGAUGAAGUCUACAACCCUCAGAAUUUCUUUGGAUUUCCUGGAGGCUUCGGUCCUUUCAAAGGCGGUCCUGGUUUCGGUGGCUUUCCUGGGAUGGGAUUCCAUGGCGGCUUCGGUCCUGGUUUCGGCCCUUUCAAAGGAGGUCCUGGCUUCGGCCCUUUUGGAGGGAUUCCUGGUUUCGGAGGCCCUGGUAAAGGUGGUGAUGGACCCUUUCCUAAAGCUGCUAUUAAUGGAGUUGGAGGCAAAUCUCCAUGA